Mustela erminea (ermine) is the source of this 2084-nucleotide messenger RNA. RefSeq names its product aprataxin and PNKP like factor (gene APLF). Gene Ontology annotation, cellular component: site of double-strand break; nucleus. Gene Ontology annotation, molecular function: protein binding; 3'-5' exonuclease activity; DNA-(apurinic or apyrimidinic site) endonuclease activity. The transcript has 10 exons. Gene Ontology annotation, biological process: double-strand break repair. The record is from RefSeq and is a predicted model, not a curated record. The coding region runs from base 234 to 1772 and encodes 512 amino acids. Lineage: Eukaryota; Metazoa; Chordata; Mammalia; Carnivora; Mustelidae.
GCGGAGUGUUGGAAGAAUCUCGGCCGCGCGUCACUGGACGGAGGGAGGGGGCGGGACUCCAGACGCGGAGCUGGGGCCCCAGCUGCGCGAGGCCUGGAGACGUUCGAGCGGAGCCUGUGCUCCCCCUCCCCCUGCGUUUUUCUAAGGGCCUUCCUAGGACCCGCGCGUGUCCAUGGAAGGCGGAAACGGCUGCGGGGACCGUCUCCUUGCGAAGGGGUGUAGGACUCGCCGCCAUGUCUGGGGGCUUCGAGCUGCAGCCGCGGGACGGCGGCCCCCGGGUGGCCCUGGCGCCCGGGGAGACGGUGAUCGGCCGCGGGCCGCUGCUGGGAAUAACAGACAAGAGAGUGUCCAGAAGACAUGCCAUUCUUGAGGUGGUUGGUGGUCAGCUUCGAAUCAAACCGAUACACACAAAUCCAUGUUUUUAUCAGUCUUCCGAGAAGAGCCAGCUCUUACCCUUGAAGAGAAAUCUAUGGCGCUGGUUGAAUCCUGGAGACAGUUUUUCUUUGCUAGUUGACAAAUACAUUUUCUCUGUUUCCUCUACACCCUGUGAAGCAGAAAUGGAAUGUACUUUAAGAAAUAGUCAAAUGCUUGAUGAAGAUAAUAUACCGAAUGAAACACCAAAAUCUUUCUCCGUUCACUCGCCUGAUGAGACAACUGGUGCCCCACAGCUGGAAAGAAGUACAGAAAUAGCUAAGGCCCAAACUACUUCUGCAAAUAGUGAGUGUUUCCUAGGUGAAUGUAGAGACCAUAGUAAGCAACAGUCAAAUCCUGAGCAGAGGAGAAGAAUCCUUCCAGCAUGGAUGUUAACAGAAAAUCUCGGUGACCAAAACCUUUCAGCAACAAUCAGCAAGAGGGAUAAUAUAAUCCAGGAACAUGGAAAAGAAGAAAUCUGCAAAGAUAAAAUUCAAGUAAACGUAACACAGCCAGGAAGAAAGCGAUUAAUUUCAUCAGGAAGUUCAGACAGUACAUCAGCAGAACAAGAUACAGGGAAAAAAUGCAGAGAUGCUGAUCAAGAAAAGACUAUCACUUCAUCCAAGGCAAUGCCAAGGUCAUGUUCUGCAAUCACGUUAAGUAAUACAGAGGUGAAUGAUAUGAAGGCUAGUACACAGAGAAAUGAAAUCCCAAUAGAGGAACUUGGUAAGGUUCCUGAACAUAAAAGUAUUGUGAAAGAAACACAAAGUAAAGAAGGCGAGGUGAUGGGCUCUUCUGAGAGUCACUUGAGUGCCCAGGACAAGUCCUACCAAGAGGAGUCUCAAGGAUCUCCUUCUGAGUCCAGCUCUGAACUCUCCAAUCCUGAAACUUUGCAUGCAAAGGCAACUGACUCAGUUGCACAAGGUUCUGAAGAAAACAAGAUCAAGAGGACGUCCUGCAUGUAUGGGGCAAACUGCUACAGGAAGAAUCCUGUUCACUUUCAACACUUCAGUCACCCUGGUGAUAGUGAUUAUGGAGGUGUCCAAGUCAUGUAUCAAGAUGAGGCUGAUGACCGGCCUGAAUGUCCCUAUGGAGCAUCUUGUUACAGGAAGAAUCCCCAGCACAAGAUAGAAUACAGACAUAGUGCAGUUUCAGUGAGAAGCGUAGCAGAUGAAGACAGUGAUAAUGUUGGGCAACCCAAUGAGUAUGACCUCAAUGACAGCUUUCUCGAUGAUGAGGAAGAAGAAUAUGAGCCGACGGAUGAAGAUUCUGACUGGGAACCAGGACAGGAAGACCAAGAGAAGGAGGAUGUGGAAGAGCUUUUGAAGGAAGCAAAAAAGUUUAUGAAAAGGAGAAAGUAACUUUUUUCUGCAGUAAUAUAUGGCUCACAUUUAUUCUUUAUGGAAAAAAUUCGGGUACUAACGAGGCACUUAUAUGAUAAUUGGUUUUUCUUCUUUUUAUAGUUGUGACUUUGCUAUUGACUCUUUGCAGAUGAAACAUUGACAUGCCAGCCCUUGAUGCAGUAGAUGGAAUUUGUUUUGUUGUCUUGCUUUUUCUCUCCUAUUUAAAGCAUCUGGAAAUAGGAAGCAGACAGAGAGUUAAAGAGAAAUAAUUGAUACUUUUCAUGUACUUUGUGUUGGGAAUAAAAAGUAAAAGCCAUAGGUUGCACAAAA